GUCGUUAAACUGAGAUCCACACGGAGCGCGAGCCGAUGGCAUCUUUUGCUGUAGCCCUCGUUAGUUUCAGAAACUCUUAACUACUAAUUAUUAUUUGGAAGUCUUUAUGUAGCUUUAUCAGUGAUUUUAAAUUAUUUUAGAAGGCUUAUUUGCUCUCUUAUAGACUAGUUGACUUAAUAGUGUGGUUUUAGGUUUUGCACGGUCUGUCUGCAUCCCCAUGCGUUAACACAUUUGUUUGGCUUAAAAGUAAAAAAAAAUCGAUUCGUUUAAGUGGCGACUCAACUUAAAAACUUCGAGACUGAGGAGUUGAUCGGCUUUUCCAUCCCGGGAUGUAUGUUUGAUCCGCAUGGUGGGGAUGCAUCCUCCGGCUUAUUAAACAUUAGCUAGCGGCGAUUACCCUGAGCAGGGCAUCGGCAGAUAAGCUGCUGUAAGGCUGGAUCUUUACUAUUUAUUUGUCACGGUGACGCGGAGAAAGUUAAUAUUAUAAACAGCGGGUUUUAGUUUGUGGCAGAGGGGUAGAAGAGUGACUGAACGGGUGUUAAGAGACUCAUCUGCGGUCUUUCAUUGUGAGUUUAUGUGUGACUGGUUAAAUAGGCUACAUGCGAAAUAAAGAGAAUUUGGACAUAAAUCGAUUUUUGCUAUUCCGUAUUAAAUGUAAUGCAUACUCAGCAAGAGCUUUAUGUCCGCAGAUCUGACAGCAAAAGCGUGUCUCGGGCUGCAUGCUGUUAACACAGGCUACGUUUUAAAACUAUAUUUUUCUAUAAUGUGUUUUCAAUUUUCUCAAGAAUUGUAGUUCGGUAUUACUUUUUUUUUAAAGGAAGACAUUUUAUUAGAGUUUUAAUCUCAGUUUAAAAGAAGUACUUUUGCAAAGCGGAACGUUUUUAAAUAGUAAGGCUGGGGGAAAAUUAAAAAGACCUAGAAAAAGAAAGUGCUGGUUUCUUCUCCACAAAGAAUCAUUUGAACUUCCCACCGCAGAGCGAGAAGGACAUAAAUAGUUUUGACAUGUGGAUGUAAUUUCAGAAAAAAGACAGAUGCAGGGAAAUAAAAAAGAGUGAGCUCAGUUUGAAUGGGUUACAGAUUUGAGAGCAGAGGAGGGAAGCCAAAAGAUUAUUUUUUAUAAUUUUAUAAGCCACUAUCAGCUACGUUAUGGGGGAGCAGAUGGAUUGAGAGUGACUUAUCCUUCGGCACCGCUUUAAGCGGAAGGGGAGAAAGUCAGAGAAAAGCGCGUUUAAGUGGGCGUCACGUUUUAUGAAGUUACUUUAUUGCAGCGGAUCUUCUUUAGUUAUGGGAUCCACUCUGCUGAUUCACGGCGUGGGUUUUCUGCUUUGCUGCUCCAUCAUGAGCUGCAUCUAUGGUCUGAUAGAUGCUGAUGAUGUUAUCACCACGGAGGAGCAGAUCCACCUGCUGUUCAGUGCCAAGCGGACGUGUGAGAUAGAGAUCAAGUCCAAGAACAAGACUUCAGACGGCUUCUGCCAGCCGGAAUGGGAUGGCAUCGUGUGCUGGCCAGGGGGGGGGCCCGGCAAGGUCGUGUCCACCGCCUGCCCCAACUACAUCUACGACUUCAACCAUAAAGGCCACGCCUACCGCCGCUGCGAUAUGAAUGGGACCUGGGAGCUGGCCAGCACAAACAACAAAACCUGGGCCAAUUACAGCGAAUGUGCCAAGUUUCUCGCUCAUUACAACCAGAGCCGCGAAAAGGACGUCUUUGACCGACUAUUUCUGAUUUACACCGUGGGCUACUCUGUCUCCCUGGGAUCUCUCAUGGUAGCCGUUGUCAUCUUGGGAUAUUUUCGGCGGUUGCACUGCACCAGGAACUACAUCCACAUGCACCUCUUUGUGUCGUUCAUGCUCCGCGCGAUCAGCAUCUUCGUCAAGGACGUGGUGCUGUACUCCGGUUCCGCCAUGGAGAACAUGGAGCGGGUCAGUGUAGAGGACCUGAAGUCCAUCACCGAGGCGCCCUUUUCUGAUAAAUCCCAGUUUGUUGGCUGUAAGAUUGCCGUCACCCUGUUUCUCUACUUCCUGGCCACCAAUUACUACUGGAUCCUUGUGGAGGGGCUGUACCUGCACAGCCUCAUCUUCAUGACCUUCUUUUCGGACAGGAAGUAUCUCUGGGGCUUCACCCUCAUUGGCUGGGGGGUCCCUGCCAUGUUCGUCACGGUGUGGGCGACCGUAAGGGCACUGCUGGCAGACACAGAAUGCUGGGAUCUGAGCGCAGGCAACCUGAAGUGGAUUUUUCAAGUGCCGAUCCUGGCAGCCAUCGUGGUAAACUUCUUGCUCUUCUUAAAUAUAAUCCGAGUCCUGGCGACAAAAUUGCGCGAGACAAAUGCGGGUCGCUGCGACACCAGGCAGCAGUACAGGAAGCUGCUGAAAUCCACGCUGGUGCUCAUGCCUCUGUUUGGGGUGCACUACAUCGUCUUCAUGGCCAUGCCCUAUACGGAGGUGUCUGGGGUGCCCUGGCAGAUCCAGAUGCAUUACGAGAUGCUUUUCAACUCAUUCCAGGGAUUCUUUGUGGCGAUCAUAUACUGCUUCUGCAAUGGAGAGGUGCAGGCAGAAAUCAAGAAGUCGUGGAGCAGGAGGACGCUGGCUUUGGACUUUAAGCGGAAAGCGAGGAGCGGAAGCAGCACAUACAGCUACGGACCUAUGGUGUCGCACACCAGCGUGACCAACGUGACUGGGAGGGGCCCCUUGGCCCUGCACCUCACCACCCGCCUGGGCCCCGUCUCCAUCAACGGCCACCGGAACCUCCCGGGCUACGUCAAGAACGGCUCUGUCUCGGAGAACUCCAUCCCCUCUUCCGGGCAGGAGGUGCACAUCCCAGAGGAGGUGCACCCAAAUGGCACAGGGCUACGUGAGGAGGACAAGCCCCCUCCACUGGUGGAGGAGGAGAGGGAGACGGUCAUGUGACUCCAUGCCUGUGAUCAGCAGUGAGCGCCAGUUAUCAAGGGAGCUAAAUCAUUAGCUGCCUCCCCCUCAGGAUUUUACUUAUCGGUUGGCUGCGGCCUUCUGUCGAGCUAAACUGUACUAGAAUAUUGCCUCUGGAAGAGCUGGGCUUUGCUCAGAAUGGACCGUCUUUGUUUUGGCCAGGAUGCAGUGUUGCAGUGGACCAUCAGAACAGUCUUAUUCACCUCUGGGUUGGUGUCUCCCAGAGCUUCUUUCACCAGCAAUACUGGGCAGUCCUUGCAGUUGUAAACACUGGCUCUGAAGUCAUGUAAGGUCAACUAGGACUUCAUCACAGUCGCUACCACACACGUGUUGAUCUACACUUGGUGAUCUCCUUAGCUUUAUAGCAUUAACCAGUGUUUUCACUGACUGUCCAUAUCAUUGGCUUUCAUUAUAUCCUUCACUACGCGGUUGUGGUUGUUUCUUCUGUCACCUGAUGACUGUGUGAUGGGACAGAAAUGACCAGAUCUGUCAUGCUUACAUUCAGGUUUGCUCAUCUCAGGCCUAAAGCGAAAAGCAUUAUGACAUACUGUAAGAUGCAGUGCCUCGUUGCACGUUUUCCUUGAGGUGGGUCAUGGUCAGGUUAGUUCGGGGCAGAUCAACAAACAGGUCGUUUCCAAAAGCAACUGGAUGUCACCAUUGGAACCAAAAGUAAACCAAAGGAAUUCUGGGAAAGUUCAACAGUGGGGUAUUUAUUAGCGUCGGACAGAUGUUUGAGUUACUCCGUGGCUUAUCGUGUGAUGGAGCUGUGGACUGAAACCUCAGAGGACGUUUUUAUUAACCUUUGUCUAAUUAAUAAUCCCUUGUCACAGACAUACAGUAAGUUUGGAACAUGGACCUCAGUACUGAUUUCCGCACCAGUCCGUCUACAGGCUCAUUCGUUGCCACCAGACUUAUGACCAAGAACUCGGUAAAAGGGAAUGAAGCUAUAUGUAUAACUAAUGUUUAGUUAAUUUUUAGUUAAUGUUUAGUUAGCGUUGUCCUACUGUAUGAGUACACUUCCAGUACUGUUCCAUUGGCUCCAGGCUGAUGUAAUAAUCUGUGAUAGACCUUUCCAAAUAGAAGCAAAUUCUACACUUUGUUCUGCUUUGUGAUGGGUCCAGCAUUGUUACAACAAGCAAAAAAAGGUCACCUCUGUCAUCUUUAACUCAAUUUGCAUUGGUGGUGCUGAAAUAUGAAAUUGGAAAUGAUUGUAUGCUCAUUGAGGCUCAUCUACAAAAUAUAUAUUUGGAUUUUGAACAGAUUUGGGACCAUUGAUAAUUCACAUUCCAGUCACUCGAAACGGCUAAAAUACCGGUGAAUGUACAAUGCAUAGAACAUUUGGUCAGUAUUGGAUUUGUGACACACUGGUGUUACAUGUGUAUUGGCUCUCAAGGAAGUUCUUCAAGGCAACAGAAGGCAAACUGAGGUAUUAUAUUAUUGUUAUUAUUUCUAAUCAAGCAGCCAAGUACCCCAGUAAAACUGUAAUGGUUACAACUGGAGUUUGUGUGUUAAACAGUGUUAGUUGUCAGUCAUUGAACAAUGUAAUCAAAAUCAAACAAAAAAAUCUGUUAAGAAGGGUGAAUUGUUCAAAGAUUUUUUUUUUUUACUGUGACACUAUAGUGACAACAAAAAAAUAUCAUAUUUGAGAAAAUGAUACAAAAGUUUCCUAUGGUACAGUGAUAUGCUGCUCUUGUAUAUAUGUUAAUUACUUACCUUUGAAUCGCAGUCACUAUGUUUACAAACAUAUCCAUCUAUUUGUCGGCUAAUCAGAUGUCAGCUUGUGGAGGGGCUUGUUUUAAAACAAUGUACAAUUAAACAGGCUGGGGGGGGAAAAUAAAUAUGUUUUUGCAUUUGUUUAGAUAUUAUUUUUUACAUUAAGAAAAAAUAUAUUUUGCAGUGGGCUAGAGAAUAAGUGAGUGCUUUUUUUGCACAAGUUAUUUAUUUUAACGUCUUUCUUGACAUCAUUGUAUUCUAAUGUAAAUAAAGAGAAGCAGUAUUAACACUGAAAGGAUUUUUUCUGUACUUGGCAAAAGGAGGACUUUUAUUCUGGAUAUAUUCAUGUAAAAAGGUGAUCAGUAAAUCAUGACGUACAAUAUUUGUUCCCCAAGUUGACUGACAUAUAAAAGUCAUUCUAAUCAUCAGAUUUUGGGUUUAAUUAUGAAUUAGAAAAGGGAGUUUUAUUAACUGAACAGGAGCAGGCAAACGAACGAGAGCAGGAAGGGUUAAAGCAGGAAGGGGAGUACAGGGAAGGACAUGGAGACACAGGAGGUGCAUCGUCAGUGACCGUACUGGGGAUGACAGCAGGUACUUAAGUACAAAGACUAAGGAGGUGCAACAAGCAACAGGUGUGGCUCCUCAGGGCCACGUUAGGGAGGAGACAGGAGAGACAGGCAGGACCCUUAAAAGCUACAAUGAAGCAUGUAUUCAUCGGGAUUAUAAAUACAAGCAGUUCAGUCACAUUUUUUCUUCCCUGACUUUCUCCUGGAAAUCAAAUUAAGGACUAAGAACAGGUCCAGUGAGGUCAUUCUAACGUUUGUGCCCUGGGUGACCCUAGCACACGCAGUGCCGUUUUAUUGCUUAACGCUUGAAAGAAAUGUUCGGAACAUUGUUACCAACAUGCCGUAAGCAUACAUUGUUAAAGGGGCUCAUAGCCUUAUUUGCGUAACCCCAAGAUGCUGGUUUGCAGCCAAGGAUAAGCUACAUUCUGCCAGGCUGAUGCCAUUGUAACCUGUAAGUCACUCACUGACAGGAAACAUUGUUGGACAGUUCUGCCGGAUUAUUAUUUUUCUUUAUUUUGUGUUCUGUCCAAAAUCCAGGAAGAGUCAUAAACUAUAGCUCAAUAGGUAACUUCUUUUGUGUUAUAUAUACAUAUAUAUAUAUUUUUUAAACUUGUUUAAACAAGCGUUGGCGGCUGCUUUGACUGAGCCAAUUUUAUUUUCACAUCCUUGCGCUCAAACAAAUCCGAUUACUUAUGACUAUCGGAAGCAAAACACAUUGAAAUUCUACUAGCACACAUUGCCAUUUAACCUGUCUGACACUAUCUCUGUCACAUCUGGGCCACCAAUGACAAUACUGUGCUGGGUCACUGGGGCGGGGGGGUAUUACAGGAACGCGCAACCUUCAGCUUUUCAUGUGUCUCAGUGUUUGACUGCCAAUGUAGGGAUCAAAUUAAUUUCAGGAUAUAAUCUAAUCAGGUCCAGACAGAACAUCUUCCCGUUCGUCCCAGGUCAGCCGAAUUAAUUGAGAAUUGUGUGAAGGUGUCUUGUUCACGCUCUUGUUCAAGCUCUGGUGGUGUCUGAAAUGAAACAGCAUGUACAUAAAGUGUAAAAUGUGCUCUAAUUUGAGAUGUUUGAAAUGUGGUGUAUAUUAUUACAGUAUUGCAGCACAUUAAAGAUCAGAUUCAA
Messenger RNA from Paramormyrops kingsleyae, 6326 nucleotides. RefSeq names its product parathyroid hormone 1 receptor (gene pth1r). NCBI's taxonomy places the organism in Eukaryota, Metazoa, Chordata, Actinopteri, Osteoglossiformes, Mormyridae. Gene Ontology annotation, biological process: adenylate cyclase-activating G protein-coupled receptor signaling pathway; cell surface receptor signaling pathway; intracellular calcium ion homeostasis. The record is from RefSeq and is a predicted model, not a curated record. Gene Ontology annotation, molecular function: G protein-coupled peptide receptor activity; parathyroid hormone receptor activity; peptide hormone binding. Gene Ontology annotation, cellular component: plasma membrane.